This is a messenger RNA of Ciona intestinalis (vase tunicate), 2676 nucleotides long. The record is from RefSeq and is a predicted model, not a curated record. NCBI's taxonomy places the organism in Eukaryota, Metazoa, Chordata, Ascidiacea, Phlebobranchia, Cionidae.
UUUAGAUAUGUCAAGUACAUUCCAUAUUUAGUACAAGCAUUUCUGAAAUGUCGUCCCCAGCAACACCAAUGCAGCUGCAUAACAUUUCAUCCCCUAUUUCACCUAAUGCUUCCAUGCGGCGUAAAUCAAAAAGAAGAAGCAUAAUUGGUGAAAAAGCAGGGAGUAUUCCAUGCUCUAUUAUUGAAAACCAAGAACAAAGUCGACAUAGAAGACAUUCUCGUGGAGGAAGUCGUAAUUUGAAAAUUUCCAAAACUGCCACGGUCGAAGGCACUGCAGAACGUAGAUGGACAAAAGAUGAACUAUGUCAACAUUAUGCUCAGUGCAUGAAACUCCACCAAGAAAAUAAAAUCAAUCACAAAAAUGCCUUUGAUCUAAAACUGAUUGAACACAUGGGUGAAAUGAUACUGAAAGAUGGAUCCCUUAAUUUCCGUGUGGCUGGAGGUACAAUUAUUGCUGGUGCAAAGAUAUAUGCAUCUAGAGUGGAUGCAAUACAUUCUGAUAUAUACAGAGUACUGUCAAGUCUUGGUAGUGGUGAAAAAGAUGAUGCAGAACCUGAUGAUGGAGAAACUGACAGUCAAGAACCAAAGUCUAAGAAAAGGAAGAAAAAUUCAAAAAUUCUGGAAACAAAUGAAGCCAAUCUCCGUCUAAACAUGAUCAACACAUGUGUAGCAGUGGAUGGAAUUGAUAGGAAACACAACACAGCCAUAGAUGCUGCUAGUUGCGACAGCUUGAAAUUCAACAACAUGCCAAUUUCCGAUGACGGGACAACUCUAUUGUUUGAUUAUGAUUUUAGCUCAGCAUCAGAUGCAGACAUGCCCACUGAAGAAAAUACAAGUGAAGUAUUCUGGGAAUUGCACAAAAGUUUACCACAACAAACACUUAUGAAUAAUGUCCCACUUUGUGAAACGUUUAAAAAUACAAGUAAUAUAAAUGCAAUGUUUAACUUGGACCAAGAAAUCAAAAAAACUGCAGAAAAAGCUUCAGAAAGUCUGAGCGAAAAUGAAGAAAUUCAAGAUGACUUCAGUUGUGCAGCUGCUGAUGACGCAGAUGACAAUAUAUUUGCCGAAAGCAAUAAUGACAACAACAAUGAAGCCAUGGAAGACACAGUGUUUGAAACCUUACCCCUCCCAUCUGCCACCACUCCCAUGGAUACUACACUUACACCUGCCCAACUGAAUGCGGUUUCACCAGGAGAUUAUUCCUACUUUAAACAAAGCAACGUCUUGUCCGUUUUUGAAGGCAACCAACAUUGGAAUCGACAUAAAAGCAAAAGAACAUCAGCGCGUGCUUCGUCAUCGAAAGAUGACGAUGCAGAUGACACAGUGGUGAAGAAAAAGGUGAAGAAAGCUGCGAGAAAAAUAUUUUCCGAAGAUCUUGAAAAACCAACAGUCUCUAAAAAACUUCAGCCACAAAAAUGUUCCAAGCAGAAACUUGAUGCUUUGAAAGCAAAUAAAGAAUUUCAGGUUCUGCAGUGUAAAGAAUCCAAAAGUGACAUUCUUUUGGGAUGCUUAGUGCUAAGGAUUGUCCUGGAAAAAUUAACAAUGAAAAAAAUCAACUUUUCUGGUCUCACUGUUUCGAAUAGCGAUAAGCAAGUAGUUUGUAAUAUCCGCUGUGCAAGCGAUGAACCGUGUCAGCAAAUAGUGGAAAGCAGUUUCGAAGACAAUGACGAUUUCCUAGGAAAUGAAGAUCAAACACAGAUUGGGUUCCCGAACUACACAGCCAGUGAUUCUGUCUUUCCUGAUUUCACCCAAAAUAAUUCUCACCAUCAAGCUGGGCAAGCUCCUGAUGCAAAUAAUGGAGAUUACACAGCUUUGUUGGAAGGAGACCAUCUUAUAUCACAGCCCAGAAAGGUUGAAAAAAUUCCAAUAGGAUUUGCGAAAAGAGCGAAACGUAUUGAUGUUAAGCGGUUGAAAGGAGCAAUGUGGUCCCUGUUACACAAACCAACUACAGAACGCCUUCCUGCACCAGAACACCAGGAUGAGACCAUUACAAAUGAAACAGAUGACUCUCAACCUGCUGAUAAUGAGCUACAGACUUCUGUUGAACCUGACAUUUCUCCGAAAAAUGACGAUUUUAUGUUUUCCGACCUUUACAAGAAACUGCCUUCCAAUAUGUCCGAAAGUUUAUCCGAAAAUUUAUCCGUUCCUCUUGCAUUCACCUGUCUGCUUCACCUGGCGAAUGAAAAGCAGCUGAAAAUCUCCCAUCUUACUACACUUAGCGAUCUAAAAAUCUCUCAUGGCUUGUAAAAAAAUUGGUGUUUUUAACAUUUUCUUAAAUCAUUUUUACAAGAAGGAAAUAGUUCUUGUUUUUUCAAGGCCAACAUUUUAAUACUUUUAAUAAUCUCUAAUAUAUUGGGGCACUGGAAAAAUAUUGUUCUGUAUGGGAUUUGAGAAAUUUGAUAGAAUUUCUGACUUUGUAUAAAAAAACUGCCAUGCACUACAUGCACAACACACACUCUUGGUUAAAUUACUGUUUUUAGCUUUUCUCUAAUUUACAAUCAUUUCACUAAGCUUUUUUUUAAUAGCAAAUACAAUAUAUAUCUGGAGUUUUCAUUUUAAGUUAAUUUUUUUGCGUUAAAUUUUUUUGAAUUCGGUUUUUCAUACAUUGUGCACUGUUCCGAAAAGGGAAAACGUGUCUGACGUUUAAUUCAAUAAAAUCAUUCCCAUUGGUCCUACA